AAUGAGCGAAAGAGAGAAAGAGCGAGGCAUAGGAGUAGCAAGAAAAAUUCCGCGGCUCACAUAGUCCUCAAGCUAGACGAGUGAGAAAGAGACAGUAGAUAAUACGUCGGUGCUCGUCUAGUCCCCCACGCGUUACCUCGCACCGCCUCGGGCUGCCGUUCGCCGUCGCCUACGUAAUGCUGCUCAAAGUUUGCAUCGCUGGCCGAGCUUGGACUCUGGCUCUCGCCGACGAAAGCCUGUCCGCGUCCUUGAGGCACUUCUUGACAAGAUAUGUCAGAGAGGGGAUCUUCCCCCCAGCGUGGAAAAGCGAGGUUGGUUCUCCUUCCCAGCAGCCCUUCGGCCCAUAGGCCGAUAUACGUGCUGGACAAGAUGGUGAAACUUUCCGAAAUGAUUACCGCUGAUCGCCUCUUCCAGCAUCUGUCCACGGAAGGUCCGGACCUUCACGGUCACCAGUACGAAUUCCGCGCAGAUUCAUCCUGGACACAAUUCAUCGCGUCCAGUAGUUGACCCACGAGGCCGUGGAGCUCAGGGGGGGGGGUAUUGUUGGCGGUGUUGUUUGACAUAACAAAUACCUUCAACACUAUCCCCUUGGCGGAGGUUGGGCGGGCCUUGGGAUAUCAUGGAGUACCCCGUCUACCUUUGCCGUGUAUUGACGGACUAUUUCGAGGACAGGAACCUCGCCUAUACCAUCAGAGGCGGGGUCCAAGGCCGAAGAGUCAUGCACUGCGGAGUCUCGCAGGGAUCGGUGCUCGACUGCCUGCAAUAGGACUUCACGUAUGAUCGAGUGCUUCGUACUGCCUUCUCUCUCGGCUGUCACGUCGUUUGCUACGCAGACGACACGUGAUAGUGAUAGUCGGGGACCGGAGUUGUGGAAAAGCCCGAGUAGCCAGCACCGCAUCCGAAAGGAGCUCACAGCAAAGUGCCACCACUGCCCAGUGGAGCUGAAGGACACGGCACAGCAUACGCUGGAGAGAUGCUCUGCAUGGAUCCAGCAGCACCAUAUCCUCGCUCGGACAGUUCGUGGCGUGGAACCAAACCUCUCUUCCGGCCAUUUUCAGGGCCAUGCUCGGAAGGGAUGAGGUCUGGAUAGAUGUAUAUAAUACACGACGGGGGACGUCGUGUCCCGCAAAGAGACCGCCGUCCUCGUUGAGUUCGACGAAAUAGACAGCGCUCCACAUAGGACGACGACCCUGAGGUUGCGCCAGACGAGGCGCCUCUGAUUCCCCCCCCCCCGAAGGCGUCCUCGUCCCCCCAGGGCUCGUCUCUGUCCGCCGAUGGGAGGGACACCGGCCGCCCGCCGUAGGAAAAGGAGCGGGAUUACCCAUCCUCCCCUGUGUAUAUGUGUCCAAUAUAGUUUUACUUUUUUCAAUUAAUCAACAUUUUCAAUUAAUCAACUUUUUCAAUUAAUCAACAUUCAUGAAAAACACAUAGCUGGAAAUGAAUGUGAUUAGUCAAAAAUUUUUGAUAAUCAACAUGUAAUCAUUAACAACACAUAUGUGACACAUCGAUUUCUCGUUUUAAGCUAAUCUUUACUUAAAAUUUUGCAAUUCUAUUUAACUCGUUCACUACCACAAUACGUGUAUUUCGAGUUUUACGAGAUGUUCAUAUACGAGAUUUGAUAUUAUCAUUAUGCAGUUAGAUUGCCUUAGAGACUAUAAUAGACUUUGCCUCAAGUCUGUUUUACAUAAUCACAUAAAAAUAAAUAAAAUGUGAUCUAUAAUUUCCAAAAAUAUAACAUGAUAGCAAAUGUGUUAAAA
Molecule: messenger RNA, 1757 nt
Organism: Harpegnathos saltator (Jerdon's jumping ant)
Lineage: Eukaryota; Metazoa; Arthropoda; Insecta; Hymenoptera; Formicidae
Exons: 2
Coding region: 777-1079 (100 amino acids)
Source: RefSeq, a predicted model, not a curated record